UCAUCGCGUGUGUCGCUCCAUCCUGGAGGAACACGCUGUUGUCUGCCUGCGUUGCACUUCAUCCUCUCCUCAUGCGAUAACCACGACGUCGCCGCUCCGGCCUCAAUCCACCGCCCGUCGACCGCGAUAGACUACUCCCAGGCAACCUCGCCAUGUGGCGUUCAUUAUGCGCUGCGUCUGUCGUGACGCUGCUGUCCUUUCCAUGCACGGCCUCGGCUGCCUUCAGUACGAACGAAUUCUACACCACCAACGCUGAUCUCCUAGCUCGAAACGAUCCCUUCAACCUGUUUGUCCGCGAGAAACGACCCGAGGACUGCCCGCCAUGUUUCAAUUGCAACCUUGACGAUUUCAAGUGCAUGCAAUACGGCAACUGCACCAAGAGCAGUGGCAAGUGCUCUUGUCCCUCUGGAUUCGGUGGCGAAGAUUGUAGCCAGCCGCUCUGCGGCUCUCUAGCAGAUGGCAAGGACAGGUUGCCACGAGAAGGCGAUCAAUGCAGUUGCAAAGAUGGGUGGGGAGGCAUCAACUGCAACGUGUGCGAGACCAAUGAUGCGUGCAAUGCUAUGAUGCCGGAAGGCAAGGACGGCAUUUGCUACCGGGAGGGCUUGGUCCAGAAGGAGAACUACCAGAUGUGUGAUAUCACGAACCGCAAGAUUUUGGACACACUUAAAGACAAGAAGCCGCAGGCUACCUUCAGCUGUAAUGCUGAAAGGGCAGAGUGCAAUUUCCAGUUCUGGGUGGAUCAGAAAGAGAGCUUCUACUGCGCACUCGACACAUGUACCUGGGAUCUGAAGGCGACGGAUACCAAGAACACAACCAGCUACCACUGUGAACAUAUCAAGUGUUCGUGUGUUCCAGGUCGCAUGCUCUGUGGCGAGAAGGACAGCAUCGACAUUGGUGAUUUUCUGGAUCAAUCCAUCCAGGGACCUGCAGGCUUCACCUCUGUCAGCAGCCUAGAUGGAAAAGGAGAUGGCAGCACUUUCACUGAGCCGGCCAUGAACGAUCUGAUAUCGAACGUGUUCGGAGAUCCAAGCAUCAUGCUCAAGUGCCACAGCGGUGAGUGCCUGUACAAGAAUGAGGUUCCAGGAUACACCAGGCCCAUCAAGACCAUCAACACACCACUAAUUGCUGGGGUGAUCUCUGGUGUUGCGCUCUUUAUAGUGGCGCUCGUGCUGCUCAUUUACUUCAUGAACCGGAGAAGCGUGAACAAGUGGGGCUACAUUCACCUGUCGGAGGACGAAGAGGAGGAGAAUGCCAGAUUGUUGGCAGACCACAAGCCAGCGUCCUUGUUCUUCGAGAAUGUUGCCUACAACAUCAAGGGCAAGCAGGUCUUGACAAAUGUCUGUGGUGCUGUGCAUCCUGGUGAGCUGCUCGCAAUCAUGGGCGCAUCAGGUGCUGGCAAGACGUCCUUCCUUGACAUUUUGGCACGCAAGAAGAAACGAGGCCUUGCCACCGGAGACUUUUAUCUCAACGGAGAGAAGAUCCCUGACGACGACUUCAGGAACGUCAUUGGCUUUGUGGAUCAAGAGGACACCUUGCUGCCAACCUUGACUGUGCAUGAAACGAUUCUGGACUCUGCUCUGCUUCGCCUUCCCAGGGAGAUGAGCCGCGCUGCAAAAGAGCAGAAAGUAGAGGAUGUCGAGAGACAACUCGGUAUCUUCCACAUCAGACACCAAAUUAUUGGCUCUGAAGAGAGCGGACGUGGCAUCUCUGGCGGCGAGAAGCGCCGCGUUGGCAUUGCCUGCGAGCUGGUGACCAGCCCAAGCAUUCUGUUCCUGGACGAGCCAACCUCAGGCCUCGAUGCCUACAAUGCGUUCAAUGUUGUGGAAUGUCUCGUUACUUUGGUCAAGAGCUACAACAGGACUGUUGUGUUUACUAUCCAUCAGCCACGCUCGAACAUCGUGGCCUUAUUCGAUCAACUCAUCCUUCUUUCACAGGGUCGCACUGUCUACAGUGGACCCUUCCGCGAAUGCCAGAACUACUUCGACAGUAUAGGAUAUUCGUGUCCGCCUGGUUUCAACAUUGCAGACUACUUGGUAGAUCUGACGAUGCAUGCCACUGCAGGCCACGACUCAGACGACAUCGAGGACGACUAUCAGUCCCAGACUGAUGGGAGGAUUACUAGAGCAAGCUCUACUAUGGCUGUGAAGAGCAUUGCCAGUGUCAGCAAUGUCAGUGUCGGCGAGUCGACAAACGAGAGCGCUGAGCACAACGUAGUGCGACCGCGAGGCAAGCGUAGUCUUAGCAUUCGCCAGCAGCAAGAGAGGCAGCUGUUCUCUAGGAAGAGCACAGAAGUGCCUACCAGCUCGCACAGUGUGCAGAGCGAGGGUGAGAGCACAUUUGGUGACCAAGACAGCACGCGGCAGCAAUGGCUCAAGUUAUCCAAGCAGCAAGGAGCACCUCCCCCUCAGAUCUUGGACGAUCCUCACAACCUCCCACCAGCAGUACAAGGCGCGACUGGAACCAGUCUAGACUACUUGGUCGCCUCUUAUCAACAAUCAGAGGUGGCAGCUGAGUUGCGCAGCGAUCUUCAGAACGCCAUUUCUGGAGCAGGACACAGCAAUGGAAAUGGCAAUGUUCCCGGGUCACCAAACGGAACAGCCAGCAGUAAGCAGUUCAAAGGAUACCGAAAGCCAUGGAUCACCGCGCAGUUCGUCAUUCUCUCACGGAGAACGUGGCGUAAUCUCUACCGCAAUCCGAUGCUCAUGCUCACGCACUAUGCUAUUGCCAUUGUGCUAGCAGUGUUCCUGGGCUUCCUCUUCUACGGCCUCACAGACGAUCUGAAAGGAUUCCAAAACCGACUCGGCUUCUUCUUUUUCUUGCUGGCGCUCUUCGGCUUCAGCACUCUGACCUCACUCACCGUGUUCGCACCCGAGCGUCUCCUCUUCUUGCGCGAACGCUCCAAGGGCUACUACAACCCUCUGGCAUACUACCUAUCCAAGGUCGUCUUCGACAUUGUCCCUCUUCGCCUCAUUCCACCUUUCAUUAUGGGCUGCAUUGUCUAUCCCAUGACAGGUCUCAUCCCCGCCUGGAGCGAAUUUCUGAAAUUCAUGCUCUUCAUUGUGCUUUUCAACCUCGCUGCAGCUAUGAUCUGCCUGACCAUCGGCAUCUGUGUUCGCAACCAAGGCGUUGCGAAUCUCCUGGGCGUCUUGGUGAUGCUCUUCAGUCUGCUUUUCGGAGGCUUUUUACUCAACCAGGAAACUAUUCCUCGACCACUCUUGUGGUUGCAAUCGCUCUCCAUCUUCCACUACGGCUUCGAAGGUCUCAUCGUCAACGAAGUCCGAUACUUAUCUCUCGUGGACAAGAAGUACGGUCUGAAUAUCGAAGUUCCUGGCUCAGCGAUUCUGUCGAGUUUUGGCUUCAAUGUUCUGGCUUUAUGGCAAGAUGUAGUGGGUUUGUCAGUGUUCUGUGGUGUUUUCCUGGUCCUCGGGUAUGCGGCGAUACACUUUUUAUUGGUUGAGACGAGAUGAGAGGAACUGGUUACUAGCUAUGGCAUGAGGGUACGACUCUGUUGUUGCUUGCUGUAAAUACCUUGCUUGCGCUUGUGCGCAAGUGUAUGUAUACAUGUUAGAGGACGCGAAUGGACGACAGGAAGCGUUCUUAUGGGUGAUAGAAUGGACUGGUGGUAUCAAUGCUUUGAGGUGUGAGAAAUGGAAUGACAAAUAUGAUCUUACGAUGACUGCCGU
Molecule: messenger RNA, 3683 nt
Organism: Cercospora beticola
Lineage: Eukaryota; Fungi; Ascomycota; Dothideomycetes; Mycosphaerellales; Mycosphaerellaceae
Gene: ADP1
Product: putative ATP-dependent permease ADP1
Biological process (GO): transmembrane transport
Cellular component (GO): membrane
Molecular function (GO): ATP binding; ATP hydrolysis activity; ABC-type transporter activity
Source: RefSeq, a predicted model, not a curated record